CUAGUUCUCUGUCCGUCUCUCCCUCAUACGUACUCCAAUCAUCUCUCCAAAUGUUUUCAUCAAUCUCAUGUGUGGCAAUUUAAUGACAGAUCAGUACCAUUGAUGAGCUUUAUGUUUAUCACCGACAACGUGUAGUUAGUCCAUCGCCGUACAAGACGGAAAGACCGAUUUUGAGUGAUGAAGAACUAGCCAUUGAAGAGAGAUCGAAGGUCUGAAUCUACUUAUUUUUUUUGUAAUUUGAAGUACUAAAAUCUUCCCUCAUUCCGUUCAAAUAUACGUAUUGAGCACCAAUUUGAUCUGAAACUUAGUUUUGUUUAUUUUUGAAUCUGAAAUUUUGAUAUGAUACGAAGUAUUUGCUUAUUGAAAUGAUAUCUUUCUAGUAAAAAGUUUUUUCCCUCCUGAUUUGUUAUCAUAUCUGGAUCUAAUCUAUAUAUUUGGCUGGGCAUUGGUAGUAAAAGAUAUUCCAUUUUAAUCUAUCUUUUAUUGAGUUAGGCGCCUCCUUCUUGCAACUCGGUGUUCAGCUCUGGAAGCUUGGUCAACGGCCCAUAGAAAGAACUCUCCUCCAUGUUUCUAAAGUGGUCGCCAUAACCCAACCCACGUAGAAGGCGGGUGAUGUAGGGUCCAGAAAAGAUGGCCUUGAUUUUGUAUGUGGACUGACGGUGGAAGAGGUCGACAAUGAUAGCACCCAUGUGUGGUAGCUUGUCAUGGAUCAUGCAAUAAAGGCACAGAAGGUCUGUAGUGGAGACCUUACCUGCUACCUCGGCCCUCCCAGUGAUGGUGGAGGAAAGGAGGGAAUGGAUGACUCUGUAUGCCCGUGGGUACAACAAGGUACUAGGGGUGUCUCAGGGGUCGUACUUGCCGCCAUCUCUAGAAAUGCUCUCCCAAAAUCUUUGCCGGUCAACAUCUGGUGAAAAAUCAGUCAAGCGUGCUUCAUUAUCUGCUCUGUCCUCUAUCCGGGUAAAACCUAAGUGCCACAUGAUGUUGUAAAUGGACACUGCAUGCUCCUCAUUGAAGGCCCGGAGCUUGAUCAUGGGUCUGUGGUUAUCUGAGAAACGGAUGGAUCGGGGCACCUUAAUUGUGGCCAAAACCUCGCAAGUCACUUCCUUGAAUGUUGGCUCUCGGAUGCCAAAGAAAAGGUGUUGCCACCAUCCCCUUCGCAGCAGUGUCAUCACUUCGUCAUGUAGUCCAGCGGCUGUCAAUGUGGGCUCAUCUGGAUAAUAAAAGGUGCCCACCUCCUUCUUCAGUAGGUCAAGGUAUGUAAUCAACUGUUUGUCCUCCAUGAAUUGAGGCUGAUAUCGGGCACCUGUUGCCCGAUUGGAGUUGGUUCCAAAGUUCUUUGUUCGCUUCUUUGGUGGCACCUGUCAAAACAGUUAAACACCAAGAAUUCCAACGGGGCUUCCAUGUAUUAGAAUAAAACUCACAAGUCAAAAGUAAUGGCCCCAUCAGCAAUUAGUUAACCAAGAGCAUCAACAUAGCUAAAAACAGACCCAAGUUUAACCAGAAUAGGUGAAAAUUUUGAACUUUUAUCAAAGAAAAGUCCUUUGAAUAAAAGUCAAAUUUUCAGCGACACACGGUAUAAACAAGGUCACAAGCAAGAAUCCUUCAACACAACAAUGUUUUAAAAUAGAGUUCUUCCCAAAAUAAUUAGCAAGAAGAUCAAAAUUAGGGGAAGAACACAAAAUUCUUAAAUUUGACAAAGUUUAGCUAAAAAUUGGGGGAUCACGUUCAAAUGGAGUCAACAAAAAUCAUGGAUCAUCACAAGCAUACUUAAUCAUCAUAGAAUGCAAAGAAAUCAAAACCCCCAAAUUGUUUCACACAUUCAACAAGUUCAACCCUAAAUUGGCUAAAUUAGCUCAAAAUUAGGGAUUUCAAGCAAAAGAGGCAAAUUAAUCCACUUAGAACAUCAAAAUCAUCAAUACAAGCCUCAAAUUAAUCAUAGAUAAUCAAAUCCCUAAUUUUCGAGCUCAUGCAAAAUCGGACUUGUAAGAGCUUGAAACCUCCAUUAAUGGUGAAAGAAGAACGAAGAAGAAGAAGAUACCUUAGAGAAGAGAGAGGAGGAGAGGCGGCGGUCGGUAUUCGCCGAUGGUCGGAGGUGCGGUGGUCGCGAUGUGUUGCUCCCUCGUCGGUCGUUGGUCGCAGUCGAGGCUCCUUCGUCGGUCGUUGGUCGCGUAAGGGAGAGGGGGAAAGAAAAGGGCUGGGGUUGGUUUAUUAAAAUCGCGGGGUAUUUUUGGGAAUUUCACUACGCACGAUCGUGCGUAGGGGGCGACGCACGAUCGUGCGUCGAUGGAAGACGCAUACCCCCUGUUCAGUGCUUACGCACGAUCGUGCGUAAGGGGGGACGCAUGAUCGUGCGUCAGUAGCAGACGCUUCCCCCGCUUUUCCCCCCUUGUGCACGGCGUGCGUACCUGGAAGCGCUAUUUUUAACGUCGUUUGCCCGACGCAACUACGCAUUCAACUCUUCAAAUCUGUGAGAAAGGUCACCUCACGUUCGCGUUCUAACGGUCCUCCGUAGUAUUUCUUCAGGUGAUGGUCGUUAACCUUAAAGCGGCCCUUCUCGGGAUGGUUGAUAAGUCCGUAUUUAGACACGCAUUUGAUGCGUGUUGGAGUUGGAUUUUGAUGGUUUUCUCAGCUUUAAGGUGUUGCAAGUCUCAAUUUUAGCUCAAGUUAUGUUUACCGGGCGUUGGUUCGAGUUUUGUGUUGUUUGUAGUCAAAAUCAGGGAAUUUGAGUCCGGCACCGGCACUUGAGGAACAAUCGGGAUGAUUUGAGAAGCAUUUGAGAAUGAUUUGAUAGCUUUGGAGGUCACCGGAAGAUUCACAAUGAAGAUUCGAAGGAAAAAGAGCUCUAGGACUGGCUUCGGGAUAAAAAAGAAGACGAAUAGAGCUUGAAAACGACGAUCAGGAUGACCUUCUGUCAAUCGUUCAAUCAUAUCUCUUUGUAGAAACAACCAAUGGACACGAUUCAAGUUUCAUAGGAAAGCCAACUUCAAGGGCUACAAAUCAUAUGAAGACACCUUUGCGAGAAUCGGAGAGGAAGAAGGUGAAAACAGACGAUGAAGUCAGAUGAUCUCUGCUGCGAUUUCAGAAAGACACCUUCCACCGUUUUGAUCAUAUCUCUUGAUUGGAUGAUUCAAAUCACAUUCGGCAAAUUGGGGUGGAUAGAGGACUUCAUUAUCUACAACUUUCAUGAAGGAAAUUUUGUCAAAUUCGGAAGUUAAGUAGGCACAAUCGUGCCCUCAAAGUCAGACACGAUCGUGCCUGAAGAGAAAAGCACCCCGGAGCUACUGCCAGCCAGGCACGAUCGUGCCUGGAGGGAGGCACGAUCGUGCCUGCCCAAAAUGCGCGUUUUUGCUCCGGAGGCACGAUCAAAGGCACGAUCGUGCCUGGCAUCGUGUCUGGCUCCGAAAAUCCUAAUUCAGCUCAAAUUUCACCCGAUUUUUCUAUUUAAACAGCCUGUAAACCCCCGUUGGAGAGAGUGCCUAGCACGAAUUUUAGAUGGCUUUUUCAGCCUUGUUCAUCAAUCUUUUGGGAUUCUUUGUAAGUUCCACCUUUUUAAUUAAUGACAAUUAAUUCUUUUUAUUCCAAUUCUAUUGAUUCUUCAAUUAUGAAUUGUGAGUAGUUUUAUUUAGGGAUUUGGGAUUGAUGAAGGGGUUAAUCAUGAUGUAUGGCUAGAUUCUUUUAGGUUUAAUUGCAUGAAUGCCGUUUAAUUUGUGUUUGAAUAAUUUAAUUGAUAUCUUUUGUAACCUAGAAUCGCGACUAGAAUUACAAUUGCAUGUAGAAUAAAUUAAGAGAGAUCUAAUUUGUUCUAGGACACAUUCACACACACUUAAUCGUUCGCUAAGAGAUUAGUAGCGAUUAAGGGGCCGUAAGCUCGCCCGUCUUGGCAAUAAUUUAGGAUCCUGUCGCAUGAGAGAUCAGCCUGGUCCCCUAAAUUAUUGUACUCUACGUCGCGAGAGCGGUAAGAACUUAGUAAUGAUUAGCUAGGCUCAAUUAAAUUAAUUUCAUGUAAUUAGGCCUGAUCUGCCAGAAAUCUGGUUACCCCGGAAUCGAUCCCUGUUCCCUUCGUCAUUAAUUAGAAAGAACCCCCUAGUUUAAUUGUUCGCAUUAGUUUUAUUUUCCAAACCAACCAAUCUCGCAUGACGCUUUUAUUUAAUUUUCUUUUUAAUCGCUGAAUUUAAUUAAUUCUUGAUUCCCUUUUGUCCGUCCCUGUGGAGACGAUACUCGUACUUACACCACUAUAUUACAUCUAUUUUAAGUGCGAGAAAACACACAUCAGUUUUUGGCGCCGUUGCCGGGGACGGUGUCGGUUUUAAGGGUUAAUUAAUUUCAGCGAGAAUUUUUUUUUAGUUAGUUUUCUUUUUGUUCUUCGUAGGAUUUUCUGUGCUAACCUUUCAGGUUUUUUCAAAGAGGCAUGAGAUGAACCCAUUCAGCCAAAUUCCUGGAGGAAGUCCUUUUCCUCAAACCUCCAUGGAAUUUUCACCAUAUACGCCAUACCCUCCUUACACUCCUCCUCCUCAAUAUUACACACCUCAUCAAAAUUACUCUCCCACACCACAAAAUAUUCAGCCUUCUUAUCCGUACACUCCAACCACACAACCCUUUCAUUCUGAUUCUUACUAUCCUUCAUCACAUUACCCUUGGGUAAGUGUAAGACGAGGCUCCAUUCUUGAAUUUAUGCUUCUAAAUAAAACGCCUGAGGAAAUAUCUGAAUGUUUUAAGGAUAGCAUUUGUUCCUUCUGUGGAGGAGAUCACCAUUUAUGUCUUUGCCCCAUCAAACCUCUAUAUGACCAUCCUUUCCGGGAAACUGCAUACCCCACUUCUUCCUCCCCACAAUUUACGAACACAAAUGUUUCAGUCACUCCUACGUCUUUGCCGAGCUAUGAGCCACAAGAUUCAGACGACGAAUUGGAAGAGAUAAUUUCAGAGAAGCUGUCUGACCUGGAAGAGACACUAAAGAAAUUCAUGCAAGUGUCCGAUGCAAGUAUGCAGAACAUGGAGAAUCAAUUGGGGCAGAUUGCAAAGGCUCUAUCUGAGGAGUCCGGGAGAUCCCAUCCUAGCGACACAAAAUCCCAACCUGAGGAGACCAAUAGGGAUGAUCAUGUGAGUGAUUCGGACUGUGAAGGUGGGAAUAUGAUGCAUGAUACACUUCCUGAUACCUUUGAAGACCCUCCUAUGUUUGAAGAUGAAGAAGAAGAUAAUAGUGUCAAGUUGUUUUUCCAAGAAUACAGGAAAAAGUUUGAAACGGUACAAGAUGUAACUGAUGAAGUCACAAAUCACUGUGAUCUUCAUACAGAAACCCCUCAGCCGUUCGAUUUAUCAUUAGUCUCAACACCUGAGGAGGGCAAGGAGAAGAUCAGUCUUGAUGAUGGUGCUACUGAGGUAGGUUUGAGUAUUGAAGCUGAGUUGGGAAAAGAUGAUUACAUGCUCCGAGAGAGUGAGGGUGAGUUACAUGAUGUUCAUAAUGAAGAAGUCUCGCUCCACAAGCAAGAAUUCCCCUCUUGUACUCAUGCACCGGUCCACUCUUACGUGGUUUCAGAUAUGGACUUCUUUGAUUCACUUCUUGAUGACGAAAUUCCUUUUUAUGUGGAGAAUGACAACAUCAUCCGGGAAGUUAUUGAUAAGAACGAUGUUAACGAGAGUUGGGAUGCCUUCAUGGAGAGUGAUACAGAGUCUGGAGGAGAGGUUGUGAAUGUUCAUGAUAUCUGUGAGGAAGAAGAGGACUUUUCUAUGGUGCAAUUUGAUUAUGGUGUUGCUCCUACUCCUUGCUUUGAGACAUCUUUUGAGAUUCCAGUGAUACCUAGAGUAAUCCAAGUUUUCACUCAUGUUUUCUUUCCACCUGAAGAGGAUGAGAGUUUCAUACUUCACUUCUGUGCUGAUGAGGGUUAUGAAGACCAUGUGCUUCCUUCGUGGGCUGACGAAUUUAAAGAUCUGCGCCACCUAAUGACAUUUGUUGAGAGGAAGCUGGAGAUGUUGACUAUAAGUGCACCACUACAGUCUUUGCUAUUGGAGAGCCUAUGGGGUAGUUGUGUCGGGCAAACGACGUUAAAAAUAGCGCUUCUCGGGAGGCAACCCGAGCUUUUUUUUUCUGCUUUUGUUUUUGCUUUUGCUUUGUUUGUUGUUUGGUUGUUUUGCUUGUGUAUUUUGUUUUUGCAGCUCAGGGUCUUGCUUUGGGGAUGAUGUGCCGAGGAUCAUUGACUCAAUUUAGUUCUGCACCGACCAACGCCUUAGGGAAGUCUCUUUGACUCUUUUACUCGCUUGUUGAAAUAUUGACUUGAGUUAAGUUAAGCAUGUGUGACCCUAUCCUCUUUACCCCCUAGUACAUAAUUCAUAUUUCGUCAUCGAGGACGAUGUCAAAGUUUAAGUGUGGGGGAGUGAAUUGGGCAUUCGGGCAGUGGUUGUUACAUGAGAUUUAUUAGAGUUAGCAUGCGCAGGUGUUAGUUGUAUAUUCAUAGGAAAUUCAUGCAAAAUUUUGAAAAUUUUUCUUUAAACUGUGUCUUUGUGAGCUGGCUAGCAUUUUGACUAUGCUUUUAUGACAUUCUUGAAGUGUUUAGGCUUAAAUUGCUUGCAUGGUAAUAUAGUUGUUGAAAGGAUGAAGGCAUUAGUCACCAAUUGAAUUUUCCAUUAAUCAUCCCCCACCUGAAAAAAAUCCUUUAGGAGAAGCCAUUUUGAGCCUGACCGUUUAUUGUUUAUCCAAUUAAUUGAGCUCCAUAGCCAAAUGGCCUGUGUUUCCUUACCCGUGAAUAUUUCUGACUUAGUCUUGAUGUUUAGGGAACUAAGGGAUUAAUUUGCUAGGUUUAGGGAAUUUUGUGUAGGAGCCAUUUUUGGCACUGUUCCUAUGCUCCAAAUGGGGUAAGAGCAGACACUUUUUAGGAAUUUGAUACUUUCGAGGAUUGCAUUGUAGGCAUGGACUCACUUUAAAUUAAUGAACUUUAAUUGCUAUUUUUCCUUGGUGAGGCCGAAAUUAGAAUGAGGUAAUGUCUAGUGAGAAUCCGAAAGGUGAAAAAUUAAUAUAGCUAGACCUCUUGCCUUACGAAAAAGAGAAUGGGAGCCCCGGUCAAAAAGCGUAAGAUGAGACUUGGGUAUCUUUCGAAAGAAACGGCGUUCUCGUGCCAACAUGACAAGGAAAACUAAACUUAAAUUAAUGAACUUGGAGGCUAUCUCAAAAUUUAGCUUUAGUCCUCCGCGUACUUCAAGUAUACGUCAAAACACAAAUGUGCCGAGACGGUUUAGCUUAGUUGUACACCAUGUCUACUCUUUGCAUAGGUUUAAAUGAUUGUUCCUAAAUUGUGGUCUACUGAGUUCCUUGUUCCUAAGAAUAGCCCUGAAGUUCCUGAAUACAUUGAGUCUUUGUUAAAAUAUUCCAAUCUCUCAAAAGAAAGGGACUAUUUUUGUUAUCCAUGAACCAUUCACCACCACCUUCACAAGUCCUUCUGAUCAAUAACUAGUUUAUUUGUGUGUGCUGUCACUGCUUUGAGGAUGUUGUGAAUAUUUUGUCAAAUAUUUUAGCUAGAGUACAAAGAUGUAGUUUAGGGAAGAAUUUUUGUGGUUUAGUCUACUUGUUCUGUGAAUGUCCCUUUAACUAUGUGUGCAUGCUAAUUGUUUUGAUUCCGUGUGGUGAUUAUCGUAAGUCCCGUUGUUCAGUUUGCUUGAGGACAAGCAAAGGCUUAAGUGUGGGGGAAUCUGAUAAGUCCGUAUUUAGACACGCAUUUGAUGCGUGUUGGAGUUGGAUUUUGAUGGUUUUCUCAGCUUUAAGGUGUUGCAAGUCUCAAUUUUAGCUCAAGUUAUGUUUACCGGGCGUUGGUUCGAGUUUUGUGUUGUUUGUAGUCAAAAUCAGGGAAUUUGAGUCCGGCACCGGCACUUGAGGAACAAUCGGGAUGAUUUGAGAAACAUUUGAGAAUGAUUUGAUAGCUUUGGAGGUCACCGGAAGAUUCACAAUGAAGAUUUGAAGGAAAAAGAGCUCUAGGACUGGCUUCGGGAUAAAAAAGAAGACGAAUAGAGCUUGAAAACGACGAUCAGGAUGACCUUCUGUCAAUCGUUCAAUCAUAUCUCUUUGUAGAAACAACCAAUGGACACGAUUCAAGUUUCAUAGGAAAGCCAACUUCAAGGGCUACAAAUCAUAUGAAGACACCUUUGCGAGAAUCGGAGAGGAAGAAGGUGAAAACAGACGAUGAAGUCAGAUGAUCUCUGCUGCGAUUUCAGAAAGACACCUUCCACCGUUUUGAUCAUAUCUCUUGAUUGGAUGAUUCAAAUCACAUUCGGCAAAUUGGGGUGGAUAGAGGACUUCAUUAUCUACAACUUUCAUGAAGGAAGUUUUGUGAAAUUCGGAAGUUAAGUAGGCACGAUCGUGCCCUCAAAGUCAGACACGAUCGUGCCUGAAGAGAAAAGCACCGCGGAGCUACUGCCAGCCAGGCACGAUCGUGCCUGGAGGGAGGCACGAUCGUGCCUGCCCAAAAUGCGCGUUUUUGCUCCGGAGGCACGAUCAAAGGCACGAUCGUGCCUGACAUCGUGUCUGGCUCCGAAAAUCCUAAUUCAGCUCAAAUUUCACCCGAUUUUUCUAUUUAAACAGCCUGUAAACCCCCGUUUUCAGGGGGAGCUUAGAGAGAGUGCCUAGCACGAAUUUUAGAUGGCUUUUUCAGCUUUGUUCAUCAAUCUUUUGGGAUUCUUUGUAAGUUCCACCUUUUUAAUUAAUGACAAUUAAUUCUUUUUAUUCCAAUUCUAUUGAUUCUUCAAUUAUGAAUUGUGAGUAGUUUUAUUUAGGGAUUUGGGAUUGAUGAAGGGGUUAAUCAUGAUGUAUGGCUAGAUUCUUUUAGGUUUAAUUGCAUGAAUGCCGUUUAAUUUGUGUUUGAAUAAUUUAAUUGAUAUCUUUUGUAACCUAGAAUCGCGACUAGAAUUACAAUUGCAUGUAGAAUAAAUUAAGAGAGAUCUAAUUUGUUCUAGGACACAUUCACACACACUUAAUCGUUCGCUAAGAGAUUAGUAGCGAUUAAGGGGCCGUAAGCUCGCCCGUCUUGGCAAUAAUUUAGGAUCCUGUCGCAUGAGAGAUCAGCCUGGUCCCCUAAAUUAUUGUACUCUACGUCGCGAGAGCGGUAAGAACUUAGUAAUGAUUAGCUAGGCUCAAUUAAAUUAAUUUCAUGUAAUUAGGCCUGAUCUGCCAGAAAUCUGGUUACCCCGGAAUCGAUCCCUGUUCCCUUCGUCAUUAAUUAGAAAGAACCCCCUAGUUUAAUUGUUCGCAUUAGUUUUAUUUUCCAAACCAACCAAUCUCGCAUGACACUUUUAUUUAAUUUUCUUUGUAAUCGCUGAAUUUAAUUAAUUCUUGAUUCCCUUUUGUCCGUCCCUGUGGAGACGAUACUCGUACUUACACCACUAUAUUACGAUCUAUUUUAAGUGCGAGAAAACACACAUCAAUGGUCAAUCUCUAUAGUUCCGUAAGGAAAAACUUCACUCACUACGAAAGGACCGGACCAUCUAGACUUCGGUUUUCCUUUAAAAAAAUUUCAUUCAGGGGUUGAAUAGCAGAACUUGAUCCCCUUUGCAGAACUCUUUUCCCUGUUUAAUAUGCCGAUCGUGAUAGGCUUUGGUACGCUCCUUACUAAUCUUAGAGUUCUCAUAGGCCGUAAGCCUCCACUCAUCUAAUUCGUUGAGCUUCCAAAACCGUUCACGACCCGCCAAAAUAAGAUCCUUAUUUAAUUAGCGUUUUCAGGACCCAGUAGGCCUUAUGCUCUAUCUCUACCGGAAGGUGGCACGCCUUCCCAUAAACUAGCUGAAAUGGAGUAGUGCCAAUGGGUGUCUUAUACGCUGUACGCAAUGCCCACAACGCAUCAUCUAACUUAUCAGACCAAUCCUUCCUAUGGGUCUCAACGGUCUUCUCAAGGAUGGUCUUAAUGUCCCUAUUCGAGUUCUCAACUUGGUCACUAGUUUGAGAAUGAUAAGGAACGUCCCCCCUUUAUGAGCGACCCUGUACUUUGUCAGAAGGCGAGUCAUGGGAUCAUUUCUAAAGUGAGUACCCUUAUCACUUAUCAAAACUCUUGGCAGUCCAAAUCUAGAAAACAACUUCUUUAGAAAAUGAAUCACAACUCAAGCAUCAUUUUUUUUAACCCGGAAGGCAAACCACUAAAUUGGCGUGAAAGAAUUCAUAGCUAAACAAUUGGCUAUGAAUUCUUUCAAAUUGGAGACUUCUUCCUUUAAUUAAUGCAAAUAAACUAUGGCAGAUGACGCCAUCGACGGUACUAUGAGGGUGUUUGGAACUGAUUCUGCUUCUUCUUUUUUAAAGCAGAAGCAGAAUCAGUUUUCAGAAGCUGGUCACCCUCAGCUUCUAAAACAACUGAUUCUUGGAGUAAAUUUGAGUACCAGAAUCACUUCUGCACUUUCACCCAAACACUCUAGUUUCUGCUUCUGCUCUCUGAAGGAGCAGAAGCAGUUUUAAGAAUCAGAUCCAAACACCCCCUAUAUUAUGGCUAGACCUGUCAAUGGGUCGGGUCCGGGUCAGAACGUAGUGUUCCAGACCCGGACCCGCUAAGUAAAUAAAGGACCCGGACCUGACCCGUUUACCUGGCGGGUCUAAAAAUUUGGACCCGAACCCGGACCGAACGGGUCUCGGAACCGGGUCGGGUAGACCUGCCAAGAAUCAUAUGCACCAGUGCACACCAUUAUAUAAUUUUUUUGACACAACAUUAUAUAAUUUUUUAAAAAUAGCAAAACAUGUAUAUGAAAAGUAAAUCAAAGUGCACAAAUUUAAAAGCAAAAUAUAUCUUCACUUUUCAAAAAAAAUCAAGGUUUAUCAUAGAAAUUUAGUACUUAUAAAACAUCGUUUGUUGUAGAUGCGUACAAUUCCGCACUUUGUGUCUCUUUCUCUCUCACAGAAAACUCGUAUAUUAGACUAGAAAUUAGGUCACAAAAAGUUCUUUUGGACUAAAAGCAUAUUAUAUACUAUUAUAUUAUCACUUAUACAUUAGGUAUGUAUUAAUUUGUAUCUUUUUAAUCAAAGAAUUAAAACUAAUCACUUUAUAUAUAUAUAUUAGUUUGUAUUUUUAUUUGAAGUAUUAUAACUAAUCUCUUUAUGUAUUAGUGUGUGUAUAUAUACUAAUAAGAAAUUUUAAACGGGUUCGGGUCCUUAACGGGUCGGAAUCAUAUGUACCAUAUCCGACCCGUUUAUUAAAAGUACUAACGGGUCCGGGUUCGGAUCCGGAUAAACAGAAUAAAAUAGUGGAAAUUACCCCCGUAGACCACUUUUCUACUCGGCAUAUCAUUCAUGUCCCCGUACAAAUUUCUUUUCAUCUUUAAACUUUUAACAUUUCAGUUUUGUUUUUUAUUUAAAAAAGAGUCUAAACCUUAACUCAAUCAACCGUACAAAAUCCAAAUCUUCAAAUCAAGCUUUGCAUCUGUUCAUCUUCGUCUCCUCUAAGCUUCAAUUCGCACCAUCCUAAUUUCAUCUCCUCCACCAUUCUCUAGCUUUGAGUUCCUCCCACGCCUCCGCACUCCGAUUAUCCCUUCAUCUCCUCCAUCUAUUCGAAGGAGACGAACAAUUGGUAUUAAGAGUAUGAAAAUUAUGCUCAGAUUUCUCAGUUCACGAUUCUCUCGGACCAAGCCCUUUGCGACAAGAGCUUUGAUCCCCAAGACAUUGAUGACGUAAUGAACCUCUUCGAGCUUGAGGCCUACAAGGCCUAGGCAGCCAUGGAUCGGAGCUUGAGCGGGAGAAACAGAUCGAAGAAGCAGUGAUUCACAUGUAGCAACUCUGCCAUGGACAGCGCCAUCGAGGAGUUCCGACGCUUCGAGGAGGAGAUGGAUCAGAUGGCUCAGGCGGAGUACGACCAUCUAGUCGCCGUCGCUGUCGCCGAUAACACGAGUGGCGUGGAGAAUACCAUGGAGAGGGCGGCCACUGUCUCUGUGAAGAAGUAUAUCGAUGCCGCCGUCAACUCUGCUACCUCUUCCAUGAGAUCCGCCCUCAAGGCCGUUUCUUCCCAUUCCAAAAAGGUUCAUCCUUCUUGAAGAGCAAUCAAUUAACUAUUUCUACUAUUAAUAGUUAUGUUGUGAACAAUUAUGGGCAAUUUGGUGUACAUAAAUGAAAAUUUAUGUGAAUUGAUGAAUCCAUUAAGUAGUUCAUGGUGCCAAAUGUCACUGAUGUUGGUCUCAAACCAAGGCCAGUGAAGAAGAUUGCCAUAAUUGGUGGAGGUCUAAUUGGAUUUGGGAUAGCUACAACACUUAAAGGUUUGAUGUCUAAUGGAUCUUACGAUUUUGAUGAGUUGCACUUAUCGUAAAAAACAUUAUAUUUAAUUCACUGUAAAUCUAAUGAUUGUUGUAAUAUUACAGGUUCUAAUUGAUUAUGUAGCAAUUUUGCUAUUUUGAGUAAUAUUGAAGGUUGGUCUGGCGAUAAUGAAGCAUUUGGAGGCAUUUUUGUCCUACUUGAGCCCUGAAGUGUGUACUUAUUGCUAAUGUACACUUGUAACAGCCAUUUGAUUGCUGAUUUCACAAACUCGCUCCAUUUAAUCCAUGUUCUCUUUGCAUCAUGAGCAUAUGUUUACUUACAAUGACAUUGAAAUAACAUAUAUUUAUAGUGGUACUUAUAUAUAUAUAUAUAUAUAUAUAUAUAUAUUGUUUCUUUUUGUUGCAUUUUGUGUGUUGCUUUUUGUUGCGUCAUGUUGUUUUUUGUUGCAACUUGUUGUUGUUUGUUGCAUUUGAUUGCUGAUUGUUGUUUGCAAUCAAUCAGGAAUGCUACUAUUUUGCUAUCUAGACACUUUGCAGGGUUGGUUACUCGAAUGAGGUUUUGGAGAAGCUUAUUGGAGAAGCAUGUUGCAGCUGGCAUUGGAAAACAUCCCAUUGUUUUUAUGACUCAUAGCCAUUUUGGAAAUGAUGGAACCAUUUUCUAGUGUUAUGGACAUGAUUGGUAUAGAAUGAUUAGAUAUGUGAGGAGAAAGGUCUUCUUCAACCAGUGAGAAUGUCUUAUUAGCUACAACUGAUCACCGUGCUUGCUUCCAUAAGGCACACCUACGCCAGUGCCAGUAUGAGUGACAUACAGGAGAAGAAUUGAGAAGAAGUGAAACCAAAUAAUAUAAUAGAUAAAUGUAGUAAAUUGAAAUAAUUGGUCAAAUUGUAUAUUUGUUGUGAAACUAUAUAUACACGUACUAUUAUAUUUUGUUGCUUUUUGUUGUACCACAUAUGUUGCAUUUUGUUGCAUCGUGUUGCAUUUUGUUGCAUCUUAUUACUUUUUGUUGCACUCUGUUUAUUAUUAUUGUUGAUUUA
This is a messenger RNA of Cuscuta epithymum, 13233 nucleotides long. The record is from the annotation of a GenBank genome assembly. NCBI's taxonomy places the organism in Eukaryota, Viridiplantae, Streptophyta, Magnoliopsida, Solanales, Convolvulaceae.